Messenger RNA from Cucurbita maxima (winter squash), 867 nucleotides. Its product is annotated as polygalacturonase-like. Bases 1 to 867 code for a protein of 288 amino acids. Gene Ontology annotation, biological process: carbohydrate metabolic process. Gene Ontology annotation, molecular function: polygalacturonase activity. Lineage: Eukaryota; Viridiplantae; Streptophyta; Magnoliopsida; Cucurbitales; Cucurbitaceae. The record is from RefSeq and is a predicted model, not a curated record. The transcript has 4 exons.
AUGCCUCGCCUGUGCUUCAAAUGGCAUGAGCUAAGGCCUGUGACUCAUCUGAACCAGCCACUAUUUACGUUCCCGAGAGUAUAUUCUUCUUCCGUUCGAAGUGUGAGAUUUAACGGGCCUAAGAACAAUGCUAUUACUGUUCUCAUUGAUGGAACUCUUGUGGCUUCCUCAGACAUUCAAGUUUUAGCUAAUUCUAGUUCUUGUAUUUUGUUUAAUCACAUAAAUGGGCUUUCCAUUACUGGUGGUAUUAUUGAUGGGCAAGGAACUCUCUUGUGGAAUUGUAAACACUCAGGGAAGAAUUACCCCAUUGGAGCUCGGGGUCUUCAAAUAAAUGAUGGAAAGGACAUGAAGAUCAAUGGAUUAUCUUCAAUUAACAGCCAAUUGUUCAGCAUUGUAAUGAAUCGGUGCCAAAACGUGCAUAUGACAAGAGUGAAUGUCUUGGCUGCAAGCGAUAGUCCAAACACUGAUUGCAUCCAUAUGCAACAAUCAUCAGAUGUGAUUAUCCUCAACUCGAACAUUGGAAACGGUGACAAUUGCAUCUCCAUUGGUCCAGGGACAUCCAACAUCAUUGGGAGCUUAGGGAUAGAGUCUGAAGAGGAUGGAGUGCAUAACAUUACAGUGAAAUCAUUUACAUUCACGGGGAUUCAGAAUAGAGAUUCUGGAGUUAAAGUUAGUGAAGUAACAUACGAAGACAUCAAGGGAACUUCAGCCACUGAAAUAGCAAUUAAUUUUGAUUGUAGUCCAACAAAUCUUUGCACUGGAUUAAACUUGAUAGACAUAAAGCUAACUUCUGAGAACCUCAUCGCUAAAGCUUCAUGUAAAAAUGCUGAAGGAACUACCUCUGGUGUGGUUGAACCUUCUAGUUGA